Columba livia (rock pigeon) is the source of this 8841-nucleotide messenger RNA. It is a transcript of the gene SLC26A1, whose product is annotated as solute carrier family 26 member 1. NCBI's taxonomy places the organism in Eukaryota, Metazoa, Chordata, Aves, Columbiformes, Columbidae. Gene Ontology annotation, molecular function: secondary active sulfate transmembrane transporter activity; bicarbonate transmembrane transporter activity; chloride transmembrane transporter activity. Gene Ontology annotation, biological process: transmembrane transport. Bases 3336 to 5477 code for a protein of 713 amino acids. Gene Ontology annotation, cellular component: plasma membrane. The transcript has 6 exons. The record is from RefSeq and is a predicted model, not a curated record.
CUGGAAAGCAAGUGUGUACACAGACAUUGGACCAAAUAUCUUAUCUACAGAGAGGAAAGCAAGAAAAACACAGGCAGGGAGUGUUUCCAUUCCAGGUAAUCUUCAGUCAAGUAUUGCAUCUCUGAUAACACGUCAAGCUAACUUUAUCAAACUUUAUUGUAAAGUACUGAAAAAGAGUUCCCAGGAUAGGAAGUCUUGUGGCUGACCUCUGUCAGUAGGUCAUAGCCCAUUUAGGAACUCAAAGGUAACAUGCAGGGUAACCAUCAACAGAGCUAUUCUAUUGAAGAGAGCUUUGUUUGGCCUAGGAUUGAUACUGGAGUAGAGCCUUUCUCAUCUUGACAUUCUCACUCAGCUGGUGCGGCCUGUCUUUCCAUUUCUGGUGGACAUAGUUAUAACACUCAUCAAAGGCUAAAAAAUCUGGCUUGCUUUCACCUGUGUCUGAGAAUAGCCACUCUUCUGGUAGACUGGCCAUAGUGGCCGACUAAUACCAAUCCCAAGGCAGCAGAGCCUGCUUACAUUCCCACUGGGAACUUCUGCUGGGAAAGACUGCUCACUUAGUGGCAAAUGCAGCCAAGAAAUAGGGUGAGAAAACUGGCACAAGGUGUUGGCAGAGGAGAGGUGUAAAUGACACCUUAACAGUAAACAAAAUUUUUCAGCAGGGUACUGUCUGACUUCAGAUGUGAAAGGUGGACACUGUGCGGGAGCAAAAUCAAAAAAACCCUGCUCCAUGGGAGAUUUUCCGUCUUACAGUCUUAGAGAGAAAUGAUAGCACAGUCAAGAUUCUACUGUGCUAUGGUGUUUGCUAGAUAAUGAUAUUACAUACCAUUAUUCAUUUGAUAGAGAUGCUUAGCUGUAUGUCAGAUCACCUUUGUCUAGCCUUUUGUUCCUGCAAACAUACAUUCCCUGGUGCCAGGAUGUGGACCAAUGGCAGCACAGUCACUAUUGUUCUGAUUGCAUGUAAAUUAAAUUCUGCCCCUUCUCAAGAGUAAACAGUUGUUGCAGUAGGUGACUACUAUCAGGAGCACCCUUAGAUACAGUGUCCCAAGUAACUGCUUACCACCUUUCUAGAGUUUUGAUGUCUUUUUGGGGUCAUAAAACUCCAGAACAGACAUAAUGACCAUCUAACCUGGAGAAGAGCUCAGUGUCAGGAGCCAAGAUGUUCACUGGAAAGAUGCAGGAACAAACACCAAAAAACUAUGCCUAUUUAAACUCUUGCUGCUACCAGGUUCUCCAAAGGGAAUGGUCUUCAGAAGUAGUUAUCUUAUUUCUUUAGCCAGGAGAGCAGGCUGCUGAAGUGACAGUGAAGCACGUAAGCUGUGAGCACAGCAUCUUCAAGAUGAAGGUCAAAAGCUCUGGAUGGGAAAUGUCAGCAAGUUCGUAUUUUCCAAGAUGGCAAUUUGGUGCCCUCCAUGACCCUAUUACAACACAAAAAGAUCCUGCCUCCUUGUUUUUUACUUACUUUUUCAGCUAUGAGGAAUGAAGCCAGUUUAAAGUUCAGGCUGCUACCAAGAACUUGUUUGUUCCAAACUCACCAACUGUCUACAUAAGCUUCUUGUUCUGCUGAGUAUUUUAAAAACCUCUGGACCUUAAAAGCAGGUCCUAAGGGAUUGUGAGCACUAUGGAAAUGAUACCUCAGAGUACAUGAAGGGUAAAAUAGCCCUCAUUAGCAUUCACCUUUCCAGAAGCUGUCCUCUCAGCAGUUAUUGAGCCAGGUUUCCUCAAUGUCAACCAAAAAACUCUACUAGAAUUGUACUUCAGGUUUAACCACAAGAUCAUUAAUGAAUAACUAUGAAAUCACCAGCGUCCUGGGUUAUUAAUAAACAACACUUCCUCCUUCUGAAUUCAGUGGAAGCUGAAAAUAUACAGUACUCAUUCACAGGAGAGCUGCUUCUACCAUGUUCUUGCUCUACUUGCUCUCACUUCCUAUGAUCAUUACAGAUAUGCUAAAUUGUCUCCCUUCCAUGAAAUCCCCAUAUCCCAAAAUAAGCAUGAUCACUUGACCUUUUACAGGUUCAUGAACACUGAUCCUUCCUCCCUGGCAGUCCACAGGCAAAACACAGCCUGUUCUUUUCACAUAGGCUCUGCAGACCAAAAACCUCAUUCAGAGACUUUUUCAGAGUUGCAAGCCCAAAGACUACUGCACCCACACUAAAGAUCUGGCACAUUUUAUCACUUCCAGGUUUAUUUAUCAGCAUUAAUACUUCUCUGCAUUUGCUUUUCAGCUGUAUCAUUUGUGUAAGGAGGAACUGAAAAUCUCCUUGUUUUGCAAUUACGGCACAGGAUGUGCACAGAGGCACAAUGGUGAAGACUUCAGUCCAUGCUGGAUCCCAUACUACACAUAAUUCACUCACCCUAUAGAGCAAAUAAGUGAUCUCAGUAAUAAGGGGAGGAUAUGUUACAAAUCCACACAGCCAGGCAGCAUCCAGCCCUUGCUGAUGUCACAGCUUGUCACAGUUAAUCCAUCCACACAACCAACCAGCAUGAUACAUGCGCAAAAAGAAGGACGGGUAUGAAUCUUUGUGGUGUAGGAACAAACUGGCUUAAAAAAUGCAAAAUACAACAUCUGUCAUUUUUUGGAAAUUGCUGCCUUUUCUACAAGCCAGUCAGGAGGCUGCGGAUUGAGCUGAAUGUUUUUCUUUUUUUUAAUACAUAAAAAUAGAACUGAUUUUGAUUUAUACAGCAUCUUAAUUUAGCUUCUUUGCUUGCAAAGGAACUCACAAAAUCCUUGUUGUGAUCUGGCUAAAACUCACUUGCACAGAAGCGCAAGCCAACAAUGAAUGCUUUCAAGCUGAUGCUAAUCACGGCCUAUGAUUUUCCAGUUCUUACUCAGCCUGCUUUUGUGAGCACAGCCUCAGUCCUUUUUUCAGCAAUGAGCGUGCUGUGUGUGGGGGGAAGAGAGAGAGAGGCAGACAAAGCAUCAACAGCUUCCUGUGCUGAGAAAGCUGUGCUCCUGAUGAACUGUGCUACUUUGUGCUGAUAACAAAUCUCUUGUGGAACUCCAGCAGCUACUUUGUGCAUCUGAGAAAUGCCUGACUGAAGACUUUCAUUCAUUCCAACAUGCGAAAGCAGAGCUGAACACUCCUGUCAAAAAGCAAUCCAGUGGUCAUGCCUAGGACCCUCCAGAAGAACAACGCUGUCUUGGCUUUGAGUGUAUGCCAAUAUUUUGACCAGAAUGUUCUGAAACCUCUGAACAAAAGGAGUCCUUGGAGAACUAGUGAAACUACUCGACCAUUUAUUUCCAAGGUCUGAUCAUUCUCAAGGCUGAUCUGAUGGGCCAACCUUAACAACAGCUGCUGCCUGACUAUGAACACCCACAUGAAGUAAACACUGGGACAAUGGAAAGAGUACUUGAGGCUACCAGGAUGGAAAACAGCACCUCUCCCUGUUUUCUCAUGGAAAGAAAGACUCGUGUCAAGAUUAAUAGGAAAGAAGUCAUACUAGCCAAGCUGAAGAAGAGCUGCUCCUGCACCCCAAAGAAGCUGAAGAACUUUGUCAUAGACUUCUUUCCUGUUUUACAAUGGCUUCCCAAGUACCAAUGCAGAGAGUACAUCUGGGGGGACAUUAUGUCUGGAUUAGUGAUUGGGAUCAUUUUGGUGCCCCAAGCAAUCGCAUACUCACUGCUGGCAGGUCUGAAGCCCAUUUAUAGCCUUUACACAUCAUUCUUUGCCAAUAUAAUCUAUUUCUUGAUGGGCACAUCCCGUCAUGUCUCAGUUGGCAUUUUCAGCUUGAUAAGCUUAAUGGUAGGACAAGUUGUGGACCGAGAACUUCUCUUGGCUGGGUUUGACUUGAAUGAUGAUGCCCCACCAGCCUUGGGUAAUGGUUCUCUGCAGAAUGACAGUCAGUCCUACACAACUUCCUUCAACCUUACAAUUGCAGGGGUGAAUGCUGAGUGUGGAAAAGAAUGCUACGCUAUUGGCAUUGCUACAGCCUUGACAUUUGUGGCUGGAGUGUAUCAGGUUCUAAUGGGAAUCUUUCGUCUAGGUUUCAUAUCUAUGUACCUAUCCGAGUCUGUACUAGAUGGCUUUGCAACUGGUGCUUCCUUAACCAUUUUAACAGCUCAAGUGAAGUAUCUGAUUGGAAUAAAAAUCCCACGUAGCCAAGGGCAUGGGAUGCUGGUUAUUACCUGGAUUAACAUUUUCCGGAACAUUUAUCAGGCUAACCUUUGUGAUGUCAUCACAAGUGCCAUUUGUAUUGUGGUGUUGGUCACUGCUAAGGAACUGGGAGAUCGGUAUAAGCAUAAGCUGAAAUUUCCUCUCCCCACAGAGCUGGUAGUUAUUGUUGUGGCAACAGUGGUGUCACACUAUGGGAAGUUAAAUGAACUGUAUGCAUCCAGUGUUUCUGGAGCUAUUCCAACAGGAUUUAUUCCCCCCAAGGCACCACAUUUCAAUUUAAUGCUCCGAGUUGCUGUAGAUGCUUUGCCUCUUGCCAUAGUCAGUUUUGUAUUCACUGUAUCCCUUUCUGAAAUGUGUGCAAAGAAAUAUGCUUACACCAUCCGAGCCAAUCAGGAAAUGUUUGCUGUGGGGUUCUGCAACAUCAUUCCUUCUUUCUUCCAUUCUUUUGCAACCAGUGCAGCUCUGGCAAAAACACUCGUCAAAACAUCUACAGGCUGCCAGACUCAAGUCUCUGGAGUAAUUAGUGCGAUGGUGGUUUUGCUGGUGCUACUCUUCUUGGCACCUCUCUUCUACUCCUUGCAGAAGUGUGUCCUGGCUUGUAUUAUCAUUGUCAGCCUCCGAGGAGCACUCAGGAAGUUCCAAGAUGUGCCAGCACGGUUCCAUGUGAAUAAGGUGGACACAUUGGUUUGGGUCGUUACCAUGUCUGCUUCUGCCUUGAUCAGCACAGAAAUAGGGCUGUUGGCUGGCAUUGUUUUCUCCAUGUUAUGCAUCAUAGUUAGGACACAGCGGCCACGGACAGCCCUGCUUGCUCAGAUCCAAGACACUAGCCUUUAUGAGGAUGACUCAGAAUAUGAAAACCUCUCUCCUGUUCCAAAGGUCAAAAUAUUCCGUUUUGAGGCCCCACUCUACUACGCAAAUAGAAACUACUUCCUAAAGUCUCUGUAUAGAUUGACUAAUUUAGAUCCUAACCUAGAAGCUGCUAGAAGAAAGAAAUAUGAGAAGAAGGAAAAGCAGCAUCUGAAAAAGGGAGAUCACAAAACUGCUAAUGGAGUGGGCACUGUAGAAAUGACUCUGCAACUAUUUCCUAAGCAAACUGAUUUCCAAGCCCUUGUUGUUGAUUGUUCUUCCAUCUCAUUUUUGGACACCACUGGAGUUAACACUCUUAAGGAAAUCCUGAAAGACUACAAAGACCUAAACAUUUCUGUUCUCCUGGCUUGCUGCAAUCCCUCAGUGAUAGACUCUCUAAAAAAAGGAGGUUACUUUGGGAAAGAUUUAGGAAGCAUGCAGGAAAUGCUGUUCUACAGCAUACAUAAUGCUGUGCAGUUUGCAAAAGACCAAAAGCUUCCAACAGAUUGCUCAGUUUAACCCUGUGUCGUGCUCGACGAUAUACUACAAAAGUGACAGAUGGGGAGGGGCAGUUUGCAAUAAUUAAAUUAUCAGACUGUGUACAGCAAUAGCCUUACAAAGCCACUCUCAAGAGCUCUGCUGCUUGUCCAGCGCCACACAGUGCAACAGCCAGUGGGAAUGCGGUCCAGGGCCAGGAUGGAACAGUUUGGAUUAUUACCUGCACCUUCACUUUACAAUAUGGGUGAAGUGCAAUAGGGCAGUUUGAGACUGACUUCUUCCUUGUGCCAUGAUCAUGCGUGACCCAACAUCGUAAGACUGUUGUGCUGGAAGGUCCGCCCAGUGUCAGCUGACUCUCCUAGUGGUUUAAUUGUUGGUUUGUGUUGAACAUCUAUGACAUCUCCAUUAAAAUCUAAUGAAUCUUGAACCCAUAAUGGUUUAAAUUCUGGCUUGCAAGGCCCUGCUCCUUUCAUCAUUCUCGCUGUGCUCCCAAACAACUCCCACCAUUUGCAUACGAAUAAAAUGUAUAAAAUAUUGUGUAAUGUAGCAUGUCUCUCCAGCUUGAUUACAUAGGCUUAAUGACACAAUCUGAGAAGAAACCAUGAUCCAUUACAAUAAUUUCAAAAAACUACUGCUGGAGUCACCUGCAUUACUGGCUUCAAGCUGUGGUAAUUAGUUACUGAAAGUUGUGAUACUCUUAAUGAUGCUGAAAGAAAUACGACUCUGAUACCCAAUUUUGUAACUAGUAAGAGAAUAAACAUGAAGAAACACAAACAGCUUUAACUGGCAACCACAGAGUUACCCAGGCAGUUGUACCAUCCUAUAAAAAUAAGUUCCCUCUGGUGGGCAGAUGCAAUUUCAAUUCAGGGACACGUAAGGACCAUCGAACAUACAUUUCAGAACUGUGAUGCACCACAGCUUGUUCUUCCUACAAAUGCCUGCCCGGCUGCAAAGAGUAACAGGAGAAGAGGGUAUGGUGAGAAGGUAAAUCUCUAAUCUGCCUAGAAGGGGAAUGAUGCGUUAGUCAGUACUUCUGGCUGGUCUUCUCUGAUGCAAUGCUAAUGAAGCUUUACAGUAGCAUACUUGGGCCAAGUAAAGGUAGCAGCACCUUGUAAGUUGUGUAUCCCUGUAUGCUGGACAAAUACCCACCACUGUUUGCACAUACUACAGAUGUUUCAAGGUUUUUUUUUUCCUCCUAUCUUAUUAGUCUUUGAUUUGAGAUCCACUAAACCAUGUUUUCCAGGGCUGGGUUACUUUCUAUGAUAAUUUGCACUAACUGCUGUUCAUUCUGCUUUGAGUCAAAUGAUACCCCCAUAGUCAGUUGUGUUGCUAUAUAUAUGUUCUCUCUUCACAAAUAAGCAUAAGUUUAGAUUUUGAUUGUAACACAGUUAGUACGCAGUGUUCUGGCCCAUGGCAUUGGCAGAAUAUCAUCUCUAAUACUCAAGCUUAUAAUUACCUGUAUGAAAGGUAGGAGAGCUGUACUAUCUUUCUCUCCUUAUUCAUGGUUGGCUCACACACAGCACCAAGCAUGGAAGGAAAUUCCAUCACAGCUGUGUGUCUUACAAUCAGCAGACUCUAGAAAUAGGUUCUACACAUGCAGAAGCCAUUUCUCUGCUGUGUCAUUUAAAAAAAUAAAAAGGUAAAAAAUAAAAAGGUCAGGUCAACAUAUCAUGGGACUUGCUUGUUUAAACUUUUCAGGUCACUGAACAAAAGAACACUCAAACUGAGGUUCUCCAAAUGCCCCAGAGCCUUUUUGACUCUCAAGAACAAAUAUUUUAUUACAGGAAAAGCACUGCAUUCCAAAAAGACAAAAUAAAAAAUGUCUUCACAGGGACUGAAAAUAGCAUAAUAGUAGGUAAGUGAUUCAAUGCUGACAUUUUCAUGCACUUGUUAUAAAAAAUGUAUCAGCUGCACACUGUUAAUACUGCCAGAGCAGUAAAACCUGACAGAAAUGUCUGUCAAAAGAUUUAAGGAUUGACUAUUGGCAGCAUUUUCCUGCCACAACACAAUUUAAUUACUCACUUAGUAUGACUAGCUCCUUUCUGUCAUAAAAGCAAAACGGGCAGAGCCAAAGGACAAAGUUUUUCUUUGUGCCUGCUUUUGUUUGUAACCACUCUUUGACCAGGGAAUAUUUCUUCUAAGGUUCUGCCAGGGCCUAGCAUAAGGAAGUAGAUUUAUAGUAAUUACUGCCAGACAGUAUCAGUCUAGACACUCCUAGGCUGUUGUGCCAAAGCAAGCUGUCAUUGGCAGUCAAAUAAAAUUGUUUCAGUAUAAAAAGAGCACAAAUCCUAGCAAUCUAAACUUCUUUUAUCUUUAUGGGUCAAGCUACCAGCCUAGAACAGAAAAAAUGCAAAAAUAACCUUAACUCUAGAUGAAUCUCACUUUAAAAGAGAAAAAAAUAAAGAAAAAAAGAAAAAAUAUAUUCCAACAGAAUGUGUAUCCCUGCAACAGCCUCUGGAGAAAAAUGAAGAGAGGUUGCCCUUCUCUUAUCAAGCAGGCUGAGAAAAUAAGAAUCAGAGUCUCUUUUUCAUCAUAUUUAUUUUAAGAAUGGCACCAAAGGAUACCUAAGCAAAGAGACUUGGCUAUACAAUAAGACGAAGGGUAAUCUUUAAGACUUCUACUAGGAAGAAACUUAUUGACCAGAAGAAAUCAUAAGAACAAUUUUCUGUUUCAGUUUCAUUGGCAGAGCUGGCUCAAAAACCAAGUUGUUCUGCUGCACAAUGUCAAACGGAGCAGGGCAACAGCUUUCAGUGCUAUGCUGCAGGGAUGCUGGGAGACUGUAACUAAAAAAGCAAGUCUUUUUCUGACAGAUUUAUGUUUGCUAUACUGUUUUAUACCAAGAUUAAGGGUAUGAAGAUUGAAAAUGUUAAAAGUUGCUGAUUCUUUCCUGUUCUACCAGGAAUUAGGUACUGUGACUUGGAGAGGAGCUGGGGAUGGACUUGUAAUUCCAACUAGGUUAAUACUAAUGUUGAAAUAAAAUCAUUAUAUGCAUUUUAGGAAAUAUUAUAACCAUCAUGUAGAUUGACCAUAUUUUUGUUCACUGCGGUGCCUUGUAUAAAUCAUGUACCUAACAAAAUUUAGUACUGCUACGUAAGAACAGGAAAGGGUUCCUAGCUUGUGGACUGUGCAGGUCCCAUGGACCGGAGCAAAGAUUUGGGAAUCUUCACCUCAAAUUCUCCUGCUGACUAGUGCAGAAUGGCCAGAAUGUGUGUCAGAGGUGUCAAAAUGGUUGUAUUAACUGGCACUGGUAACUAACAACUGGGGAACUGUCCAGUCCAUGAUAGACACCUUGGGUUCCCUUGUAACCAUAAUAUUCCUGUGUCACAUGACCUAGAGACAAAUGUGUGCUUUUGCUUGGAAAAUAAAACUAGCAGUUAUGUGAAAA